CUGUUAGCAUUACUGGAAGUCCAUUAUCUUCAACAUUCCACCAUUCCUGCACCUGUUCGUUGCCAUCUAGGUUGACCCCCACUGUUGGUCGGUCUCCUAGGUCUUCGCGUCUGUCGCGAGGAGCGUCGUACUAUUGCUCAUAGUCCCGCUCCGGUCCUACAUUUUUUAAUUACAGGAUUAGUUGGUCACGUGCAGCGUCUUGAAGCACCCUGCGAUUUUAUUUUUUCUCGAUUUUAUUUUUCGUCUACUUCAACGAAGCUGCACUUCUGUCUUCGGAUAGGAACACUCCCGGACCUUUCUGCCAUGGCGUCAAGCUCGCAAGUCGACGUGUCUCAGAAGCUACGCGAGUCGGACGAUCUCUUGAAGCAAGGCGAUGCGAUUCUCGACGGCGGCGACAUCGAGACCGCCAUCCAACUCUUCGGCUCCGCGCUCGAAUCACGAGUCUCCGCGUUCGGCGAGCUCGGCGCGGAGUGCGCCGUGGCGUAUUUCAAGUACGGGUCCGCUCUCUUCGCUAAGGCGCAGCGCGACAUGGACGUGCUGGGACCUGCGGGGCAGAAGCUAGAGAAGGGAAAGGAGGAGGAGAAGGAGGAAGACGUGGAAGGGGAGGAGGACGAGGCGAGCAAGGCCAAAGGGAAAGGAAAAGGCAAAGUGGAAGAGACGGACGACGGGGCUGAGUCCCCCGACGCAGCCGACGCAGCCGACGAAGCCGGGGAGGAGGAUCUAGGGGAGGGCGAGGACGGGGAGGAGGAGGAGAGCGACCAGGAGCUGGCGUGGCGGCUGCUGGAGACGGCGCGGUGCAUCUACGCGAAGCGGGACACGCGGUCGCUGGAGGAGGUGGACGUGGUUACCACGCUCGCGGAUCUUAGUCUUGAGAAAGAGGACUUCGACGAGUGCAUGGAAGACUACCAGCACGCGCUGCAGCUGCUAGGGGUGCUCGUGUCGCCGCACCACCGCCGCGUCAUCGAGCUGUAUUUCAAGAUGGCUUUGGCUAAUCAGACCGGCAACCGCGCGGCUGAGGCGCUCCGCUGCUGCCGCCUGGCCAUUGACGCGUGUGAGGCGCGGAUUGGCCAGGCGCAGACCCUGCUAGAGGCGAGGCGGAAGCUGAAGGAGGAAGAGAAGGAGGGCGGAGAGAGCGUGUCUAGCGGGAAAGCAACUGGUAAAACAGAUGGCGGUGAUCAGAUUAGUGAUACUGCUGACAAGGCUGCUGGGGCUGCCACAGGAGAUGCUGCUGCUGAAAAUGCUGCUGCGUCUGAAGGUGCUGCUGUGUCUGAACGUGCUGCUGCAGGAGCAGAAGUUAAGAAGGGUGCGGCUCAAGCGGCUGGAGAAGAAGAAAAGGAAGGGGACGUGAAGAAAGCGGAGGGCGAGGCGGGGGCAGGUGUAGGCAGGAAGGGAGGAGAAGAGAAGGGGGAAGCUGGCAAGAGCGCGUUGGAUAAGGGCAAGGGCAAGGGCAAGGCGGAGGAGGGCAGGGCGAUGCCGUACGACUCGAUAGACGGGAGCAGCAGCGAGGAGGAUCUGUUGCAGGAGAUACAGGACGUGCGGCAGAUCGCCAGCGACCUCAAGGAGAAGGCGGAGGAGCUGCUGGAGAUGAUUCGCCUGCCGUCAGUGGAGGCCAUGCUCAGAGAGCAGCUCUCUGCUGCCUUCUCUGGCGCCGGCACUGCCUCCUCUGCUGCUGCUCGUUCCACCUCUCGCCCUUCCUCCUCUGCUGCUGCUGCUACGGCUGCCGCUGCUUCGUCAGGCCCUGCUGCAACUGCGUCUGCUCCGGCUGCUGCCGCUGCUGCUACUGCUGCUCCAGCCUUGGCGUCUGCUGCUGCACCAGCUGCUGCUGCUGCUGGUGGGUGCGGCAAGGCAGUGGAGGGCGAGCAACGAGGGCAGAAGCGCGCAGCAGAGGUGGUGGUGGUGGGCAGGGGAAAGAAGAGGGCCACGCCAGUGCCCAUUCCACCAGAGGAAGCUGCUGUGCUGUCAUGGCCCGGUGUUGCCAGCUGACGUGGUGCCAGCUCAGGUGGUGCCAGCUCAGGUGGUGCCGGCUCAGGUGGUGCCAGCUCAGGUGGUGCCUGCUGCUAUCUCGGUGUUGCUUGAUCAUGGGCGCAGCAGGCUUUGUUCUGGCACUGCAUAACAUGUGCGAUUGGAUAGGUUUUCCAAAUCUGUCAUGGUCUCUGUAACACACUUACUGAUUUGUUUUUGUGUCUGUUUUUUAACCCACUGAUUUUGCUUGAAAGCCACAG
Molecule: messenger RNA, 2222 nt
Organism: Closterium sp. NIES-67
Lineage: Eukaryota; Viridiplantae; Streptophyta; Zygnematophyceae; Desmidiales; Closteriaceae
Source: the annotation of a GenBank genome assembly